Lethenteron reissneri (Far Eastern brook lamprey) is the source of this 9410-nucleotide messenger RNA. Its product is annotated as rho GTPase-activating protein 22-like. Gene Ontology annotation, molecular function: GTPase activator activity. Gene Ontology annotation, biological process: activation of GTPase activity; signal transduction. NCBI's taxonomy places the organism in Eukaryota, Metazoa, Chordata, Hyperoartia, Petromyzontiformes, Petromyzontidae. The record is from RefSeq and is a predicted model, not a curated record.
AGUCAAUAAAUGUACUGUGACAUUAGAAUCCCCAGCCCCUUAGUCCACAGCUGGAUGAAGGUCCUCCCCAAGACGUCGUGCUGGUCGCCGGGAUUGGCCAUGCUUCACCGCUCAGGCCGUUCCUUCAGUCUCGUGAUGGCAGACGGCGCUGCCCUGGCGAGCCGUGGCGCUUCGGGCCAUGCCAUGGCAUCUCGAGCCGCGUCGGCCGCCGCCGCCUCCCUGCCGGGCUUCGCCGACGCCGCCGGGGUGGGCGCCGCUCUCUCGGCCGCGGCCGCGUCGCAGGCCCAUGCCGGCGGUCGCAGGGGAGAGGCCGGCGGGCAUCCGGGGUCGGCGUCGGGGUCGUCGCGCCGCGGGGUCCUCAAGAGUGGCUGGCUCAAGAAGCAGGGCGGCUUCGUGCGCUCGUGGCACGCGCGCUGGUUCGUGCUGCGCGGGGAGCAGCUGUGCUACUACAAGGACGAGGACGAGAACAAGAUCCUGGGCUCCCUGUUCCUGCCGGGGAGCCGCGUGCUGGAGCGACCCCCCACCCCGGAUGACCCGAACAAAUACCUGCUCGAGAUCUUGUCAGGCGGGGAACGUGCCGGCGGCAGUGCGGAGAGCACCGUGCUCAUGGCGAGCUCGCAGAGCGACAUGGAGGAGUGGGCGCGGGCUCUGCGGCGUGUCAUCUGGGCUCCGCUCGGCGGCGGCGUGUUCGGCCAGCGUCUGGAGGAGACGGUGCGCUGGGAGCGGCAACACUGCGGCCACGCCACCGUGCCGCCGGGCGCCCCGGCAGGCCUGCCGCCCGCGCCGCGCGUCGUGCAGCAGUGUGUGAGCUUCAUCCGUGAGCGCGGCCUCGCCGAGGAGGGCCUUUUCCGCAUGCCGGGUCAGGCCAGCCUCGUGCGCGACCUUCAGCGGGCCUUCGACUGCGGAGAGAGGCCCAGCUUUGACGGGAGCACGGACGUGCACACGGUGGCGUCGCUGCUCAAGCUGUACCUGCGCGAGCUGCCCGAGCCCGUGGUGCCCUUCUCCGCCUACGGCGACUUCCUGGCGUGCGCCAAGCUGCUCAACGCCAAGCCCGAGCAGGGAUUUCUGGAGCUGUCGUGCCGCCUGCAGGUGCUGCCUCCAGCCAACUACAGCCUCCUGCGCUACAUCUGCAGCUUCCUGGACGAGGUGCAGUCCCACGCGGUCGUCAACAAGAUGAGCAUCCAGAACCUGGCCACCGUGUUCGGGCCCAACAUCCUGCGGCCCAAGACAGAAGACCCAGCCUCCAUCAUGGAAGGAGCCCCCCUGAUCCAGCAGCUCAUGGAGGUGUUCAUUGCCGAGCAGCACCGCCUCUUCCCGCGGCCGUGCGUCGACGUUCACGCGUCCCUGCCUGCCCCCGGGCAGCCUGGGCCGCCCCGAAGGCCUGCGCAAGGACGCCCGCGAGGGCCCGCCACCGCUUCUCUCCGGCGGGGGGGGCACGGCGUCGUGCGGGCCGCCGGCCGGGGGCGGCCGCCCCUCCGCGUGGGGGGCCCUACCGCUCUCCGAGUCCGACACGUGCACCAGCGGCUCCGAGCCGGCCCGCGGGCCGCGGCCGCGCGGAGGGGCGCGGCCGUGCCUUUCGGCAAGGGCGCGGUCGCCAACGGCUCGCUCGGCGCGGCCGUCGGCGGCCGCAGCGAGGCGCCGUACCGCGCCGGGCCCGGCCGCCCCCUGGCCGGCGGCCGCGAGACCGGCUCGCCGAGGUCGGGCGGCGGCGGCCCGCCGUUCGGCCCCGUGCCGCUGCCGCCGCCGCCGUCGCGAGGCGUCGCGUCCGACACGCUGGAGUGCUCGUCGCGCCUCUGGGCCGCCAACGGCUACGCCACGAUCCGCGAGCACAACCGCAGGCCGCCGGGGCCCGAGCGGGCCGGCGGGUGCCGCGGCGGCCUCGGCGCCGGCUGCGUGGGCGGCGGCGUGGGCGGCUCGGCCACGCUGCAGAGGAUUUCCACGUACGACAACGUGCCGGCCGAGAGCCCGUCGGCCGGCAACUCGGAGGAGCGGCGCAGCGUGGACAGCGGCGCGACGUGGUCCAGCUCGUCGUGCGAGAUCUCGCUGGGCGAUGUCGCGGCCUCCGCGUGCGGCUCCACGCCGGCGUGCUCCUUCCGCGACUGCGGCUACGGCGAGCCGCGGGGAGGGCGCGCGGAGCCGCGGGGCGCCCUCCCCGCGCAGCUGGAGGGCCUGGUGGAGCGGGUAGAGGUGUGCGUGCGGAGCAGCGUCACCACCACCACCACGAGCCGCAUCAACGAGCCGACGCUGCUGCCGCUGGCGCCGCCGCUGGCGCCGCCGCCGCUGCCGCUGGUGGGCGACCCCUGCGGGGGAGCCGGGCCGGGCGGGGCCGGGCCGCUGGGGUGCGAUCCCGACGAGUCGCACCACGAGGCCAUGCAGGAGCUCGUCGUGGAGCUCAAGAUGGAGCUGAGUCGGCAGAAGGCCGAGUACGAGCAAAGGAUAAAAAGCCUGGAGGCGAGCGGCGUGGACGCCUGCCGGCGAGCCGAGCGCCUCUCCGAGGAGCUGGAGCAGGAGCGCGCGCGGCACCGCAUGGCCGAGAUCCGGCAGCGCAACGCGGAGCGCGCCCGCCAGGACGCUGAGGCGCGCAACCGCGUCCUCCAGCGGGAGAUGGAGCACUUCUUCGCGUCGUUCUCCGACACCGGCCAGCCCGAAAGCGCCCAGAUGCCCAAGCGCCACGGCCACCCGCAGCCGCGGUAGCAGCGGGCGUGCCGUCGCGGGCACGCCGGGUCGACCGGCGACCCGCGUGACCUCCCGCUCGGGGGUCCGGCCGUCCUUGGCCUCCACGGCGGGUUGCGGAGAGUGGGACGCGAGCCCGGCGACGGGUCGAGGCGCGAGCGUCAAUACACCGCCACCGCUGCAGAGGUCUCGUCCGUUUGUUGUUGUUGUUUGUUGUUGUUGUUGUUGUUAUGCACGGGUCGACAGUAGCGGCGAGACAGAACGACUGUUGGUAAAAACGAAACUCGUGGCGGGAGAGCGCCAAGACAUCAGGGGGACGACUAAGGCAGGGCUUUGUUUCUCACCGGAUAUUUUCCCGGACGGACCCGGCCGAAAUAAAGCUCUGAGAAAUGAAGAGAGCUGACGUGACUGUGUUAGGGUCAAAGGGGGUCAGCGCUUUAGGGUCGCCGCCUUAGCGUCAGGGACUUUUUUGUUAGGUUCGGCGUCGGUCUCCCUGCUAUGGUUAACGCGUUAGGGUUAGGGUCCUGGUGUGUAAAAGUCAGGGUUGUUGUGUAAGGGUUGGGGUCCGUGGCAUAGCUACCGAGUGUGCGGGCGGUGCGACUGCACCGGGGGCGCACGGCCUGGAGUGGCCCAGGCGCUGGGCUGCAAAGAAGGCGAGGAAAUUGAAUUUGAACAGGGAGUGGCCCCAUUUCGUACCUUGCUACGGGGCUCGUGCCAACUACGUGACGCCACCGAUUCGGGUCUCAUUGUUUCGGCUUGGCGUUUUAGCACUAUGAUCACAGUGCGUUUGAGCGUAAGAAUUUGUAUUACAAAUAACAAUUUUACAUGAGGUAUUCGGGUCAGGGUUAUCGCAUUGGCGUUAGGGUGCCCGUGUUAUCGUUAAGAGGAGAUCUUAAAGGGUCAUCCGGUCAUUUCCUCGUAGUGCCAUGGAUCGCCGGAGGCAGUAUUAGUUAAAUAACAAUGCAAUUGAUAUAAUUUGUGUGCGAGAAAGUACGUUACGUUUGGGGUUACGGUUGGGGAUUAUGGUUAAUGUCGGAUACAUGGGGACAAAGUUCUCGUUUUGGUGAUGGCUACGAUCAGAGUUACAGGAGUGGCAGCGAGGGAUACAAUCACGACCGCCUGGGCUCUCACGGUUUGUCCUGCACAGCUCCCCGACGCGUUCUCGUUUUGUACCGAGUGUCGUUCGGCGCGACCUUCCCACGUUUCUCUACCACCCGCUGGGAGCUUCAAGGGAGCUACAGACGCAUGGAGCUGAAACGCCACGGGGCGUUGUGUCGAACGACACACGGCGCGGCCGGGAACUCACGUCGGGAAGGAGGAAGAACAUUCCGGCGUUUGGACGCGAGAGAGCUCAAGGUCGACAUGGGACUGUUCGUAAGGAGCGAUGGCGACCUUUGCCGCAGCAGCGGCAAUUAAUCUUGGAGAGAUCCCUCCGCCGGACGGACGGCAACGGAUGUCGCCUUCCCCUUUUUGUCCACGGAGGAGGUGAACAAAGAUGAACAACUUCGAUUUCUGCGUCGGGCGAUGACUCCGGACGGACAUUUCUUACGGACGCUAACCAAGGUGCUAUUUGAGCGAUGUAGGCAAUGCGGCAGCGGCGUGCCGGACUGCGCGCGUGUCCGUGCUCGCGUGCGGCAGGACCCUCCUAAUCGUCGGGACAGAGCCACGCGCACUUCGGUUGCUGCUACGCCCAGACUCGCUCGCAAAGCUCCAGGCCAUGAGAUUCUCUUCACCGUUAGCCAUGAAACCAAAAAUGAAAUCCCUCUCUUAUCCCCCCCACCGGCACCCGUGACCGCUCCCGCCAGGUGGCCGGUGGGCUGGGUUGACGUCGAGCCGUGACCAGCUUUGCGCUAAAAUUCAUGACCCCCCCCCCUCCCGGCCAGAAGAUGCGCACGGCGCUUUCGCGUGGAUUUUGCUCUCCUCCCCCACCCCCGCCAAUCGCCCGGAGCGUGCCCAGUCUCGUCAGGCCUCGAAAGCCAAGCCAGGUUUGAGCCUGGGCAGCGCUUCAGAGGGGUGGCCGCCGUGCACGGCAGAUCGCUUGGAGGAUACGAGGCGGCGUCGUCGUGGGCAGCAGAGGGCAGCGCAGCAAAAGUCCAUCGUUGCACUGUACUUCUACGCUCUCCGCUCUUCACCAACGCGCGUUGAUUAGCGUGGCGACGUAUGCUCAAAUAACCCCCCCACCCUCCUCCCCAGGACCCGCACGGUGUGGGGGGAGGUCCUUAUCCAGCCUUGAACUCACAAAUGGGAUGUGCAGCACGUAGCGUGGAGAGUCGUGGCGGUCGAGGCAAAACGGGAGAGUGGACGCGGUGCAGUUCCAGUGACAAACUGUCACCGUAUUCAAUCUAAAUGGGUUACUUUGACGUGAACUGUCCACUCGUGGCGUGGGCUCUCAGGACAUCGAGGUUUUAAAGCCGUGUGAAUCAAGGGGAGCACAACUCCGGUUCCGCGGAGCCGGCAAAACAAAGAAUCUACGUUUCUAGGUUUUCGUUCCAAGCGAGCUCUCAUUGGCCCGAGCCCUUAAUUGACGACAUUAUUUGCUCAGACCUUAUUCAUCGCUCGCAGCUAUGAAACAGUGGGAUAUUCUGCACUAUCUGUACAGCCUGCAGGGGUUCUGGCCCACAAGGACUGAAGUUGUGCACUCCUGGUGUCAGGUAAUCAUGAGUCUGGUCCAGGUUGUUCAUUACUGCCCUGGCAACAUCAUUUGUACCCCCUUUUUCUCACGGGCGCAUUCCAAGCCAAACCAGCACUGGGCCGUCAUGGCACGGUGUGGUUUCCGCUGGCUAUUUGCCAUGCCGAGCCGCAAAAAAACAAACCGUUCCUACGCUGGCCUCACGCAAUACGACACCGGAAUCUGGCUCGGAGGGGAGGCCAAGCAGGGCCAAAGCGAGCCGGGGCUAACGACGCGCACGCUCAUGUGCGCGUGACGUCGAAUCGGUACCCUGUGAGGAUGCGGCGUCCACCGAGCCGCCACCGGCGCGCGUCUCGGCCCUUCUGUUGCACGUGACGUGUCAGCGGCACGGUUCGGCUCGCGCAGUGGAAAUAGCCAUCGGCGAAUCCUCCUCCGAGCUGCACGGUGGAGAAAAAUAGGCGUUUGUCACAUUGACUGGGUGCACUCCUGGGCGCAUCUUGACGGUGCUAAAGUCAUCUCAUGGAGUCCACCCUGUGCCGAUCGAGCCUAAUGAUGGUGUGCCGGAACACAAGGAGCCUUGAUGAGUAGAGAAAGGAUUUUUUCGGUUCCCCAGUUUUGAGUAAAAACUAAAAAAAAAAGUCGUAUUUUCUUGACAAAAUGGUGCUUUUUCAACCAAAAUCAGGAUGAAAUUACCAUUCUCCAAGACACAAAUUGAGCAGAAUCUGUCUUGCAGUGGACAUGUGUUAAAAUAUUUUUCUGCAACUAUUCCCCCCCCCCCCCAUCAAGUCCAGACCCUCAAUAAUUCAUAUGUAACCUGUUUAAGUAUGAUUUUAGUCAAAGAAAUGUAUAGUUAAUGGGAAAAUUAACCUGUUACUCAUGCGCGAUAUUUAUUUUCUACAUUUUGCAGCUGGACAGCAUGUGCCAUGCAAUCAUUUAUGCCCUUGCACACGUGUACAUUAGGAAAUCUGAGAUUCGCAUUAAUUUAUGUUUCUUUUGAGGGUGUAAAGGGCAAGUGAAGUUCAUCACAAAAUAAAAGAUAGUAAUUCAUAUUUGUAAUGCGCCGUACAGAAUUCGCUCCCUUGCGAAGAGAGCGAACGACUCAGAGACGCGAGGAACCGCAAACGAUCAGGAAAGCAGCCGGGCCGCUGAGCUUGUGCCAUCAAUUGCCCAAGUUCUGCGGUCCUCUAUAUACGAAGAUGUUUUCAGAGAAUGAAUGGGUGCUCACAUGUGGCAGGAGAACCAGAGCAGCAAGAGAAACCCCACUUGUGCGAGGGGCUAUCGGCACUCUACCCACGACUGAGCAGGUGGAGCGCCGCGGUGGCGAGAUGUUCACUACCUCGCCUGGUAUACAGGAGGUCGUGGGUUCGAUCCCGACCCUGACGCCUGCUGUUUAUUUGGAGUUUGCGUGUCUCUCCGCGUGGUUGCGUGCAUAUUUCUCCAGGUCCUUCCCCCCCCCCCCUCCCCCCACAUUUAGAAGCAACAUGCGUUUGCUAUAAAUGUCCACAUAAGCCACUUUGUUGAGCUAUCAUUUGUGGCCAGGUCGCUUCUAAAUAAAGACCUAUAAGCUGAGUGGGCCUUACCCGUUAAAAUUAAAAGUUUAGUUGAGGUGGAAGUCCACGCUUUUGUUGUCGCCUGGCAAGCCAGGGUAUGGCACCCCAACGCCCAUGGCAACGGAGUUCCUCAAUCUUUGUGUGAUGCACCAACCCUGGAUUUGCAGUCGUGCAUCACCGCUGCUGUAAUAUGGUGACAGCUUGUCGAAUCACGGCGACAACUACAAAUUCUGAAGGAAAAUAUAAUCUCCAUAUAAUAUUAUGGUCAUGUCCCUCUACGAUUUCUAUUUAAACAAACAUAAUCUAAAUCCCAGAAUUCAUUAAAGUAUUGUUUUUACUUAUUGAAAGGCCCUCGUUUCUCUGUGUGUCUCUACAAGAUCUUAAAUUAAAAACGUAAAAAUAAAAUAGAAACCUCGGUGAACAGAAUUAAAUAUUAACGAUACAUUCCACAAAAUAAAUAGAGAAACGUAAAGUUGAGUAAAACCAAAGUGUAAAAAACCACAAAAACGAGUACUCCUUGAAGUUCGGUGUGUAUCUAUUUACUGCGGAAGACAUCACGCAGCGGACACGUGGCGAAGCUGGCAGAGGCAAACGUUGCCCCCCCCCCCCCCCCCCCCACUUUGCCUUAUCGACUGCUGGGAAGAGAGGUGCUGUCAGCAAGCGCCCGGCAAGGGCCAGGCUCCGAGUGCUAUGAAGAAGGUUUUAUUCUGCACCGCUCAUGCCUGGCCAUCUUUGUCUCCCCAGUUGCUGGUGUUCUUCACAGCAACCACACCGCUGGAGAAUCGGUUUAGGCUGAGUCAGGUUUGAGUGUACGUGUGUGACUGCUGCAUAUUCGAAGGGCAGUGGAGCUGGUACUCAUUUGUAUAUCCUCUGAGAGUGUAAAGAGAAGUUAACUUUCUUUUUUAAUCAAACCGUGAAGCUGCGACUUGCUGACAACGACGUGCGUGGCAUACAAUCGAAGCUGCCGUGCUGUCAGGAUGGGGAGUGCAGUGCGCUGAGCCUGACCAUGCGAGCGGGACACCGGGGGGGGGGGGGGGGUUGCCACCUGCCCCUGGCAUUUCCCCGCGAUCGUCCUCGUGUUCAUCUUCUUCUCCUGGGGAACCUGCGACUCUUCCCAUGUUGUUUUUAUCAGUUGGAUAAUAACAACAACAACGAUGUUACAACACCACUCCUUCGCGAGUAAUUCUCCUUCCGAGACCGUGAGAUAUUCCGCUUCACGUGAUAGGGCCCGUUUCUCUUCCGUCAAAGGUGACAACCGUAGCGCACACGCACACACACACGCGCAACCUUACACGCACACACGCACACACACGCCCACACGCACACACACACACGCACACACACACACGCACACACGCACACACACACACACACGCCCACACGCACGCACACACACACGCACACGCACACACACGCGCACACACGCACACACACACGCCCACACGCACGCACACACGCACACGCACACAGCCAGCCAGGCACGGCAGAGCGAACCCGCCCUCUCCGCGCGGCUGGGACACACAGAGGCAAUUGUGUUAAACAGAAACUACGACCGGUGUCGCGAGCCCUCGGGCGUUGAGCCCCGAGCCGACAGUCCGCUUCGCACGCAAUCACGGGGUGAACCCCUAACCCCCCCCCCCCCCUCCCGGCGCGAGACUCGAGACCCCCACAAGCUGAAGAGCGAGCGGGGGGGGGGCAGCACGUGCCAAGCCGUGAGACGUGGACGGUGCCCCCCAAUCCCCCACAGCCGCCGUGGCUGGCACCGUGCCGAGCGGUUCACGACAGACUCGGAGACAUUUCUCCGCGCCUUAACUGUGGAGCGACAGGAGUUCUCCCCGUCGGGUUGGGGGUGGGGGGCAGCGAUGAUUCCCCCCAGCCUCGUGCUGCGAGCGCGCCCGUGACGCGGAGCCUCUCGUCCUGCCACAACCUGAAAACGGCAGCAGCGGUGGCACCGCGAGCGUUUUGGAACGAUCGCUUUUUUACAUCACCGUUUCGUUUUUAAAUCUUUAUUAUUAUUUAUUACUACGACGAUAUAUUAUAUAAAGAAACGUAUAUAUCUAGACAUGCGAAUUUUGAUCAAUUGCACUCGGUUAUGUAGACUGCUAUAAUUGAAGAGCUCCGUGAUGGUACCAUGUACCAGCGCCGUCGGCUCGGCACCCUUCGGAAUCUCUGCGGCGCGUCUCGUUCUCUCGUGGAUUGUACAUUUCACCGUGGCACGCGCGCGGACGCACAUUUUGCAACGUUUCUCUCUCAGCCUGGCGAUCGGUAUUUAAGCACUACUCUCCUCCUCGAUGUACACGCGACUUGACAGCAGCGCCGGCCACGGGAUGAUCUCAUUUCGGAUUUGUAACACUGCCGUUAUUUAUGCUUGACAAUUGGCGACCUUGCGUUAUUUAUUGCCAGCGGAAGGCAAGAGAAUUAUAUAACAUGGUACAAUUUAGAACUCAGUUAUUGCUCGGUAGUAAACAUAAACACAUCAUUUAGCAACUAUUUACCAGGGACGUGUGUGGAUAUGAGAGUUUUGUUUCAUUUGGACAGAAAUGUCAAACUUUUUUUGA